CUUCGGAGCUGCUCCUCCUCCGCCUUCUCCUCCUACUUUAUUAUUGCCUUGCAAUCCUUCCCUCGGUCCCGGACGAUGGCCAUUGUUGUUCACCGUCAUUCUGUUCCGGAUCGCUGCUCUUUCUCUCCAUGUUAGUGAGGUGAUCAAUCCUUACAAGACAGCUUCCGUGUCGCAUGGCUGGCCAAGAUCGGAUCGUCUCUGUCCCGUUGAGCACUUGAAGCUCACUUCCCCUCUCCAUCCGCUGCCUGUCCGCGAUUAUCUUCAUCCGCUCGAGGCCAUCUGUCCCUUCGUCCGACGUCUCUACCACCCCCUGCUCUUUCAAGACUCAACAUCAUGACUGAAGGUACCUUCCUCGGUACCUGCGGUCAUUGCGCCGAGCUCCUGGCGAACGUUCCGCUCUCGGUCCUCCUCGUUACCCUGGUCGCAACUCUCGCUGGUCUGUCCGUCCUGUUCUACAUCACUCUCUACACCGUCGCCCCGGUCCCGCGGAAGCCGUUCCCUGAAGAGAAGAAAUAUCGUACGCUCCUGAAGAAUGGAUCGAUCACGGAGCCCCUCGAUUUACCUUGCUGGCAAGAUGCCCUAGACGCUCAAAAACGCCCCGGUCGGGUUCUCGACCACACCUCGAUGGAGGAAGCCGAUUUGUUCAUGUCAUUGGUAGUACCCGCAUAUAAUGAGGAAGACCGCCUGGCAGGCAUGCUGGAAGAGGCAGUGGAUUACCUGGAAAAGGUCUAUGGCACGGUAACAAACUCCGCCAAUGGCGCUGAGACCGUUACGGCGGAAAAUGCAGUGCGUCAACGGAAACAGGCCAAUGGGCACACCAAUGGCUCUGCGACUCAUCGUCCGGUACAUGACAACAAGGGGUGGGAAAUCAUUAUUGUCUCUGAUGGCUCCAAGGACAAAACAGAAGAGAUAGCAUUUACAUUCGCUCGUGAUCAUCAACUCUCAAUGCACCCCAAGGGCUACGCUGGCCCUUGGACUCCGGGGACGCAUGAGGGUGUCCGCAUUCCCCCGGGCACUAUCCGGGUGGUGUGUCUGACAGAGAACAGGGGCAAAGGUGGAGCCGUCACCCACGGCAUGCGACAUGUCCGUGGCCAGUAUGUUGUAUUUGCAGAUGCCGACGGAGCGAGCAAAUUCGAGGAUCUAGGAAAGCUUGUCGCGGCCUGCCAGGAAACCGAGGACGCAAAAGGACGCGCAGUGGCCGUUGGAUCUCGGGCGCACAUGGUGGGAAGUGAAGCUGUAGUCAAGGUAUGCUCUAACAUAUCCUUUCUCUAUACCCGAGAUAGCUAACCGAUGAUUCCCAUACAGCGCUCGAAGCUGCGCAACUUCCUCAUGCAUUCGUUUCAUCUGAUCUUGUGGCUGUUGACACCCUCUAAGACGGCCACUAUCAAGGAUACGCAAUGUGGAUUCAAGUUGUUUUCCCGGGCGUCGCUGCCGUACAUUAUCCCUUAUAUGCACUCCGAGGGAUGGAUCUUCGACGUGGAGAUGCUUAUGCUCGCCGAAUUUGCCGACAUCCCCGUGGCCGAGGUGCCCGUUGGAUGGAGAGAGGUCAAGGGCAGCAAGUUGAAUGUAAUCCGGGAUAGCAUCGGCAUGGCUUGGGGACUGGCUGUCCUGCGAGCUGCAUGGUUACUUGGUGUUUAUCGGCGUACUUGAGAUAUACAUACUGCUCUUUUAUCAGGAGACCAAAGAGAAGCAAAUAGAGUAGUGAAGCAGAUAACAGCAUCAUCAUCAUUGUCACAUAAUACAAUCAUCUACUAUUUCGG
Aspergillus eucalypticola CBS 122712 is the source of this 1760-nucleotide messenger RNA. RefSeq names its product dolichyl-phosphate beta-glucosyltransferase. The annotation marks the transcript as partial. The record is from RefSeq and is a predicted model, not a curated record. Gene Ontology annotation, cellular component: endoplasmic reticulum membrane. Lineage: Eukaryota; Fungi; Ascomycota; Eurotiomycetes; Eurotiales; Aspergillaceae. The transcript has 2 exons.